CAAACGGUCGUGUAUAGUUGUAGUAUUGCCUCUUCUGCAAGUUUCAUUCUACGCAGCUCAGUUAGCAACCAGCUAUGGCUUCCUCUCUCGCUCUUAAGAAGCUCGCAUCUGCCAAUGGUAUCGUCAGGUCUCUGCGUCCAGCGCGCGCUCUGGCUCAGCCUGUUUCCCGUCGCUUCUUCAACACCAACGCUGUCCGUGAAUACGAUUCUGAUGACCGCGAUGUUGACGUUGAUCGGCGCUCCGAUCGCCGCGUAUUUUCUCCCUUUGGAGAUGUAUUCGGACCGUUCCCCACUACCAGCAGCCUAAGCCAAAUUCUGAACAUGAUGGACCAGUUCAUGGAUUCCCCAAUUAGCUCCAGCAUCCGUCGGAACUGGGACGCGAAGGAGACGGAUGACGGUCUCCAGCUGCGCGUGGAUAUGCCAGGGUUAGGGAAAGAAGAUGUGAAGGUGUCAGUGGAGCAGAACACUCUGAUAAUCAAAGGGGAAGGCAAGGAGUUCGAAGGCGAUGAAACCGGAAGGAGGUACACUAGCAGGAUCGAUCUGCCGGAGAAACUCUACAAGACUAGCGAUAUCAAGGCAGAGAUGAAAAAUGGGGUCCUCAGAGUUCAUGUCCCAAAGAUUAAAGAAGAGGAGAGGACUGAUGUUUUCCAUGUCAAUGUCCAGUAGAUUAUAGAUUGUCCCUAACUGGUUUCAUACUUGUCUGUCUAGAACUCUUUCAACAGCUAUCCUGGGAUUUUGAUUGUUGUCCAUCAAUCGUUUCAUCUUUUGCUGGGAAAUACUAAAAAUAAUUUUGUGCUA
Andrographis paniculata is the source of this 797-nucleotide messenger RNA. RefSeq names its product heat shock 22 kDa protein, mitochondrial-like. Lineage: Eukaryota; Viridiplantae; Streptophyta; Magnoliopsida; Lamiales; Acanthaceae. The transcript is spliced from 2 exons. The record is from RefSeq and is a predicted model, not a curated record. The coding region runs from base 75 to 665 and encodes 196 amino acids.